This is a messenger RNA of Brienomyrus brachyistius, 1271 nucleotides long. RefSeq names its product neuropeptide FF receptor 1 like 2 (gene npffr1l2). The record is from RefSeq and is a predicted model, not a curated record. Gene Ontology annotation, molecular function: peptide binding; neuropeptide receptor activity. The transcript is spliced from 3 exons. Bases 16 to 1248 code for a protein of 410 amino acids. Gene Ontology annotation, biological process: G protein-coupled receptor signaling pathway. Gene Ontology annotation, cellular component: membrane. Lineage: Eukaryota; Metazoa; Chordata; Actinopteri; Osteoglossiformes; Mormyridae.
AUCUUCCUGCUGUGCAUGCUGGGUAAUAUGCUGGUGUGUCUGAUCGUGCUGAGGGACCACCGAAUGCGGACUGUGACCAACCUCUUCAUCCUGAACUUGGCUGUGAGUGACCUGCUGGUGGGCAUUUUCUGCAUACCCACAACACUGGUGGACAACCUCAUCACAGGUUGGCCGUUCACCAACAUGGUGUGUAAGAUGAGCGGCUUGAUCCAGGGAACUUCUGUCUCGGCCUCCGUCUUCACCCUGGUGGCAAUCGCCGUGGACAGGUUCCGCUGCAUUGUCUACCCAUUUCAACCCAAAAUAACCCUGCUGGUAGCCAAGGCAACCAUUGCCACGAUAUGGGUCUUAGCAGUGGUGAUUAUGUGCCCCUCUGCUGCCAUGCUCACGGUGCAGCGGGUGGAAAACCAUUACAUGAUCCACGAGGAGGACUACAACCGAAGAUACCCUUUGUACACCUGCUAUGAGAACUGGCCGGAACCCGGUAUGCGUAAGGUUUACACCAUGGUGCUCUUUGGGCACAUAUACCUGGUGCCUCUCAUGCUUAUCACGCUCAUGUACAGCCGCAUCGGCGUGAAGCUGUACACCUCCUCCGUCCUCACCUGUGCCGAGCCCCGUGACAUGAUCUCCGCUCGGGCAUCAACCCCCGAGGGAAGGCCAGUGUCACAGAGGAAAAUUCGAGUCAUCAAGAUGCUCAUUGUGGUCGCUUUACUCUUCAUGUUGUCCUGGCUCCCGCUGUGGACCCUGAUGCUCCUCACAGAUUAUGGAGGGCUGCAGGGUGAUCAACUGGAGCUCAUCACUGGGUACAUCUUCCCCUUCGCCCACUGGCUGGCUUUUUCCAACUCCAGCGUCAACCCCAUCAUCUACGGCUACUACAAUGAGAACUUCAAGAGGGGCUUCCAGGUAUUCUGUCAGCCUCACUCCUGCUGCCAGGGAAGCAGGGAGGGAAGAGAGCAGAGUCUAGAUGAUGGUAGAGAGGAGAGGGGUGGCUCACAGGAUGCCGUCACCAAUGGAAAUCCCCUCACCUUUGGGAUGAGAAACAGAGUGCAUACGGAUGGGGACCCGACAAAGUGCGUGCGUCUGGAGCUGGAGUGGAGGAAGAGCAUGGCUGUUAGCGGCCCUGUGCAUGGGGAAAAGGGGCAGAGAGCAGCGGGGAGUCCGGCAGCUGGUGCCGCUAACAGAAGAGGGCUCUGCACUGAGGAGGGCGAGAGGAUUGGAGGAGCUGGAGUCUGUCAGGCCUGGGACCUCUGAGGGGGCUUUUGUGUUGGGGUGUG